AUGGAAAAUGAGCGUGCAAGAAAGAGGAAGCUUUCUCUGGAAGAGCCGAGCAAAAAGCAAGAAAGCGUCAAGUACAGCGUAAAGCGGACGGAGUGUGCGUAUUGCAGCGUGAAGCUGCGAAUAACAAACACGUUCGGGUGCAAGUGCAAGAGAGUCUUCUGCGGGAAGCACAGAUACUCUGACGAGCACAGCUGCGAAUACGACUACAGAAAAGAGAACAUGCUGCGCCUGGAGAAAGAGAACCCCCGAAUCAUUCCCUCCAGAAUAUCAAAUGCAUAG
This is a messenger RNA of Nematocida major, 279 nucleotides long. RefSeq lists its product as uncharacterized. NCBI's taxonomy places the organism in Eukaryota, Fungi, Microsporidia. The record is from RefSeq and is a predicted model, not a curated record. Gene Ontology annotation, molecular function: zinc ion binding. The transcript has a single exon. Bases 1 to 279 code for a protein of 92 amino acids.